Lemur catta (Ring-tailed lemur) is the source of this 2129-nucleotide messenger RNA. It is a transcript of the gene PROC, whose product is annotated as protein C, inactivator of coagulation factors Va and VIIIa. Gene Ontology annotation, cellular component: extracellular region. NCBI's taxonomy places the organism in Eukaryota, Metazoa, Chordata, Mammalia, Primates, Lemuridae. Gene Ontology annotation, molecular function: serine-type endopeptidase activity; calcium ion binding. Gene Ontology annotation, biological process: proteolysis. The record is from RefSeq and is a predicted model, not a curated record.
UCCCCCUGGCUUCAAACUCUUCUGAGUCCAGCGCCCACAGCGGACUGAAGGCUUGAGGCCCCAUGCCAAGGGCUGGGAAAAUGUGAUGGAUCAGCUGGAUCAGGGAUAUGAUUCCACGCUCAAAUGGCUAAUGCCGAACAUUGGAGAAAUAAUCUACCAUCACGAACUAAUGUUUUCCAGUCUAAAGGAGUCAUUUCAUAACUAUUUCCCAACGCCUCAACCAUAUGGAUGGCAAAUGGAGAUUGAGGCCAUUUUCUCAGACAGGUGCGGAAUGUGGCAGCUCGCGAGCCUCCUGCUGUUCGUGGCCACCUGGGGAAUUUCCAGCACACCAGCUCCUCCUGCAGGGUCCCUGCGUGUUCCCUCUCCACCCACUCGCUCCCUCAACUGUGAAGGCCCAGCAGACUCGGUGUUCUCCAGCAGCCAGCGUGCCCACCAGGUGCUGCGGGUCAAACGCGCCAACACCUUCCUGGAGGAGCUCCGGCCCAGCAGCCUGGAGCGGGAGUGCACGGAGGAGAUCUGUGACUUCGAGGAGGCCAAGGAGAUUUUCCAAAACGUGGAAGACACACUGGCCUUCUGGUCCAAGUACGUCGACGGUGACCAGUGCGCGGCCCGGCCCUCGGAGCACCAGUGCGCUAGCCCGUGCUGCGGGCACGGCACGUGCACCGACGGCAUCGGUGGCUUCAGCUGCGACUGCAGCCAGGGCUGGGAGGGCCGCUUCUGCCAGCACGGUGAGGGGGCGCCGGGCGCGCGGCGGGCGGGGCCGGGGCGGGCGGCGGGGCCCAGACCGGCGCCACCGCGCUCUCGGCCUGUGCGCCCCUGUCUCGCAGAGGUGAGCUUCUCCAACUGCUCGGUGGACAACGGCGGCUGCGCGCACUACUGCUCCGAGGCGGAGGGCGGGCGCCGCUGCAGCUGCGCGCCGGGCUACAAGCUGGGGGACGACCACCUGCAGUGCCAGCCCGCGGUGAAGUUCCCUUGUGGAAGGCUCUGGAAACGAAUGGACAAGAAGCGCAGUUACUUUAAACGUGACACAGACCAAGCAGACCGAGCGGACCCAGACCGAGCGGACCCAGCGGACCCAGCGGACCCAGCGGACCCAGACCCAGACCGAGCGGACCCAGACCCAGACAGAGCGGACCCAGACCCAGACAGAGCGGACCCAGAUCGAGCGGACCCAGUGGACCGAGCGGACCCAGCGGACCCAGACCCAGACCGAGCGGACCCAGACCCAGACCGAGCGGACCGAGCAGACCGAGCGGACCCAGACCCAGACCGAGCGGACCAAGUGGACCCGCGGCUCGUCAACGGGAAGCUGACCAAACAGGGAGACAGCCCCUGGCAGGUGGUCCUGCUGGACUCUAAGAAGCAGCUGGCCUGCGGGGCAGUGCUCAUCCACCCCUCCUGGGUGCUGACGGCGGCCCACUGCAUGGAGGUCUCCAGGAAGCUCAUUGUCAGGCUUGGGGAGUAUGACCUGCGGCGCUGGGAGAAUCUGGAGGUGGAUCUGGGCAUCAAGGAGGUCCUCAUCCACCCCAACUACAGCAAGAGCACCACCGACAAUGACAUCGCGCUGCUCCGCCUGGACAGGCCGGCCACCCUCUCACAGCACAUCGUGCCCAUCUGCCUCCCGGACAGCGGCCUUGCCGAGCGCGAGCUCACUCAGGCUGGCCAGGAGACUGUGGUGACGGGCUGGGGCUAUAAGAGCAGCCGAGAGAAAGACACCAAGAGAAACCGCACCUUCAUCCUCAACUUUAUCAAGAUUCCUGUCGUCCCACGCCACAAGUGCAUGCAGGUCAUGAGCAACAUGAUCUCUGAGAACAUGCUGUGUGCGGGCAUCCUCGGGGACCGGCGGGACGCCUGUGAGGGUGACAGUGGGGGGCCCAUGGUCACCUCCUUCCGAGGCACCUGGUUCCUGGUGGGCCUGGUGAGCUGGGGUGAAGGCUGCGGCCUCCUCCACAACUACGGCGUGUACACCAAAGUCAGCCGCUACCUCGACUGGAUCCACAGCCACAUCAGGGACAAGGAGGCGUCCCCCAAGGGCCAGGUGCCCUAGCGCCCUCCCCGCAGGCCACGUUCUUAGCCUAUUGUGGGAGGAAGUAACAUUGUUGAACAUCUACUAAAUGUCACAUGCUUUA